Cottoperca gobio is the source of this 925-nucleotide messenger RNA. RefSeq names its product intraflagellar transport 43 homolog (Chlamydomonas) (gene ift43). The coding region runs from base 111 to 734 and encodes 207 amino acids. The transcript is spliced from 9 exons. Gene Ontology annotation, biological process: intraciliary retrograde transport. Gene Ontology annotation, cellular component: intraciliary transport particle A; cilium. NCBI's taxonomy places the organism in Eukaryota, Metazoa, Chordata, Actinopteri, Perciformes, Bovichtidae. The record is from RefSeq and is a predicted model, not a curated record.
GACGCGAACCGUCCUUCUGGUUGGCGUUACCAUGGAGAGCGUUGCCAUGUGACGCAUUGUUGAUAACCAGGAAGACGCUGUUCUGCCUGGUGGUAGCAAGGAGGAGAGAAAUGGAAGAUAACUUUCAGCUCGGAAAUGUUGGAGCGGUGAAAAAUGUUGCAAAGUCUGGACGAAGAGCUCGCCUUGCAGCCGACCAAUCAUCAUCUGAAGAGUCUCGUUACGUAAGGAAGUCCUCCACAUCUGCUUCAAUUGGAGAAGGUCCUCCUCCUAAACCGGCCCGGCGGCAGGGUGGCUGGGCAGAAGAAAGCUCUGGCUCUGGUUCUGCCAAAUCCUCAAGAAGACCUGCAGCUGAAGACCUGGAGGACCGCCGCCUGCGACCACAAACUCCCCCGGGAUCAGAUGAUGAAGGAGAUAUUCCAGUGAUUCCAGACCUUGACGAAGUACAGGAAGAAGAUCUCACCAUGCAGAUUGCAGCUCCACCAAGCAUCCAGGUGAACCGGGUAAUGACCUACAGAGAUCUGGACAAUGAUCUGAAGUAUUAUUCUGCGUUCCAGUCCAUAGAUGGGGAGAUUGACUUGAAGCUCCUCACCAAGGUUUUAGCGCCAGAGCAGGAGGUGAAAGAGGAUGAUGUGAGCUGGGACUGGGAUCAUCUGUUUACAGAGGUGUCCUCAGAGCUGCUGAUGGAAUGGGAUCAAGGAGAGAGUGAGGAGCAGGCCGCGCUGCCUGUAACAUGAGGAGGAGGUUUGAAAUGGGACUUUGAAUGGCUCCAGUGGGAACUGGGUGAAUGUCCAUUACACAGACGGGCCAGUGACUUUGGUUCUAUUAACUUUAAUUACUGUUUGUUAUCCAGAAUUUAUAUUUUGUAAAGUGUAUAUACAGUGUUUCUUGUAUUUUCUAAAUAAAGUUCACUGUUGAGUGAACGGUG